AAUCUACUGUAGUGUACGGACGCGGAUAAGCUGAAGCUGGCGGUCGAAAGAUAUAUAAUAAAAUCAGUGCAAGUGCAAGGAAAUAACAUAGAAGAAAAGCCAAAAAAAAAAAAACCCAUUUGAGUCGUUUCGUGUAAUUUUUUUUAACAUUUUCGUUACAUAUAUUUUUUUGCCCACUCUCCCUACGUGUGUGCCAGCCAUCCUUAUUCCGGCUAGUUCAUUUUAUAUUUAGAAUUAGUUAUUUGUGUGUUUUUUUUCGACCGGUAUCGCAGUUUGUAAUUAGUUGCUAUUACUGCAAGGAGUUAAGGUCUCACCAUGGAGUCACUAUUGAUGGAAAUGGUGCGCCCAGUCACCUCGGGCAGCCGCCAGGCACCCGAUCCGUUUGACCAAUAUCUGGAAAGUCACGGUAUGUACCGCAAGCACACGGCCCGCGACGCCUCCAGCCUUUUCCGUGUGAUUGCCGAGCAGAUGUACGACACCCAGCACCUGCACUACGAGCUGCGCCAGGAAUGUGUACGCUUUAUGACACGCAAGCGUCGCAUCUUCGAGCAGUAUAUUAAUGGAAAUUUCGACAAGUAUUGCAGAGAGUUGGCCAAGCCCAAGACCUAUGGCACCAUGCUUGAGCUGAGGGCCAUGUGCCUCAUAUAUCGGCGCAAUGUGAUCCUGUAUGAGCCGUUCAACAUGGGCGCGGGCGUGACCUUUAAUCGCCACUGUGUGGAUAACUUUCGCGUAUUUUACACCAAGGAGAACCACUUUGAUUCCGUAUUCGAGCUAGAGUACAUGACAUCGGCCGCCGUUUGUCAGUCAAUCACUUUCAAGAUGCUCUACCAGUCGCUCUUCAAGCUGCCGGACGUGGACUUCGCCGUGGAGAGCAUGCUCCAUCCACACACCUUUCAGUGGGACUUCUUCAAGGUCGAAUUCGAUCCUAGGGGCUACAUGCUACGGCUGCGCUGUAGCGAUGGCCGACUCUUUAAGCUGGACGUGCCGGAGCUCACGAAAUGCAUUCUCGAGGAUUUCAAGCUCUGCAAAUUUCACAGCAGCAGCAUCUCGAUUACCGAGGAGUUGUCAUCCGGCGGGGGCGGGGCUGAGUUGGGGCGGGAUUCGACUGAGAAUGAUAUGCUGCAAAUGUGCCCCAAUCGAUAUGUCUCGUGUGUCCGUCAGCUGCUGGACGAUGGAAUCACACCGUUUCCCUACAAGGUGGCCAAGUCCUUGGACCCCAACAUGUAUCGCAAUGUGGAGUUUGAUGUGUGGAACGACAUACGCAAGGAGUCAAAACGCUACAAUGUCUACCACAAUGAUUACAACUUUAAGGUGGGAGCCAAGUGCCUGGUGGAGUUUAAUCUGGGGAAAGAAGUGGAGGAUUGCACGGGCUACAUCCAAAAAAUUAAUAGCAAAAAGAACGAGAGUAUUGUGUUCAUAGAGAAGCUUGGCAAAAAUAUAUUGGUGCCCUAUGAAACGAUGCAUCCUGUGGCACCCGAAGAUUUUCGUCCCUGGGAGGUGCCGUAUCGCCAUCAGCAGACCAUGCAGGGACAGAUACAGCGCGAGAACAUAACCAAAUUCUUUAACAAGAACAAGUUGCAAAAGUGGCGGAAAACCAAGUCGACCGAUGCGAGCACCUACUUCCAGCCCCAUGCCCAGCAGCAACGGGAGCCCCGACAUUCGGAGCACCCACGCGGAAACGCAUACAAAAGCAUGAUCGAAAUCAUCCAGGUGGAAUCGGAUCCGGACGGGCAGCAGCCGCAACAGCAGCAGAAGAAGACUUCGAUGUCAAAAAGCGAUAAGCGCGAGGGUGAUGAUCGGGCCUCCAAAUUGCAACAGACAUCGUCGCCUAAGUCGCAAGAGCCAUCAUCCUCUGGGCCAGCUCCGCCAGGAGUAGGAGCAGUAGCCGCCGCUGGUACCACCCACUUUGUGCCCUACAUGCCGCUGAUGGCGGGCGGGGGUCGUAGUGGCCUCCCACCACCACCGACAGCCUGGUCGGGCUCUCCCAUAGCAGUGCCCGAGGAGGCUUUCCGCUUUUCAAUGCCACCGCCGCCGCCAAAGAAUUGCGUGAUGAUGCCCUUCGGGGGAUUUGCACCGUCGCCGCAGGGGACCAUUGCCCUGCAUCCGCCGCUACCGUUUAUGCCGAUGGCACCGCCGCCACACCCAAACCGUACAGCACCAUCGCUACAUCCGCUCUCGUUUGAGGGACAAACACGUCGCUCGUUUAUUUCGAAUGGCGGGGAUAUGCCGCCGGAUAUGGAGACAUUGCGAUACUUUUACAACAUGGGCGUGGAUAUGCAUCUACGCAUGUCGACCUUCGGGACCGAACCGGAGUUGAAUGCGGUUGCCGGAGUGGAGGAUCCAAUGGGCAAGCUGCAUUUGGCCACAACCCCACCGCCCACACCCGAUGCUGGUGAGCAGGAAAACGGCAAUACAUUUCCGUCUAAUCGUAGCGCGGGAUCGACCAAGUCGCGCGGCAAUCGUCCAGAGCAGCUGAAAGACCUAAACGAUACGCUGGCACAUGCUGUAUCUCUCUUGCCCACGCCAACGCCAUCGCCCAGCACCAAUGGCCGGUCGUUCAGUUUCUUGACCUCGUCGCCGGUGGGGCCGCUGCCCCUCUCGCCGACCCACCUGGUGACCCCGGCAGGUCCGCCACUAUUCUUUCAAACAGCACUUCCGCCAUCCCCCCUGGCCAGGGGUGCUGCUGGAGGACAGAAUCGGUAUGCCUGGCCCUUGUCGCCGCCAAUGAUGUCCUCGACCGCCGCUCCACCAGUCUUUGAGGUGAUGAACAACUUUCCCAACGAUGGCAGCCCGCUGCAGCCCAAGAAACAGCAGCAGGCGGCCACGAAGCCUUCCCCAGGCAAAAAUCAGCCUGCAGAUGCCUAUGCUGCAACCCGUCAUCAGUAAAGCGGGGAAGGAAGGAAGGGCAUGAGAAAAGGAUCACCCAAAGGACACCCACCACCGAACCACGGGCAUCAACGUAUCUUUAGGCCAUAACAUUCCAUCAGAGCCUCGCAUUUGACAUUUUUUUUCAUAUAAAUUAACGCACUUUUAAAUUUGUAGACUUUUUAAAAUCCGUAAAGAAGAGAAUCACAAGAUAUUCCGCCAGACCCAUCCCGAUUACCCAGCGACGAGAGGACGAUAAUCUAUUCCCUUACUAACUCAAAUCACAUCCCAGGCUCACAUUUCACAUACAUAUGUCGAUUGCAAUAUUUAACCCUGUUUCCAGUUCAUUUUAAAUCUGUAAUCAAAUUCACUUGUAUGCGAUUUUAUUAGCUCUAAACAGAACAACAGAACAAGAACGUUUGCCACAAAAGAACAAAUUAAAAGACCAUAUUUAACCAACAUUUACUCUACAAAAAGUUAACCUGCUCGAAAAAUACAUAUAUUCAAAUUAUUUUCAUCAGCUAAAUACAGUAAUUUUUGUACCAAGAA
This is a messenger RNA of Drosophila persimilis, 3414 nucleotides long. Its product is annotated as protein ovarian tumor locus. Lineage: Eukaryota; Metazoa; Arthropoda; Insecta; Diptera; Drosophilidae. The record is from RefSeq and is a predicted model, not a curated record. Bases 316 to 2886 code for a protein of 856 amino acids. The transcript has 9 exons.